Candida albicans SC5314 is the source of this 810-nucleotide messenger RNA. RefSeq lists its product as uncharacterized. The record is from RefSeq and is a predicted model, not a curated record. Gene Ontology annotation, cellular component: nucleus; cytoplasm. The coding region runs from base 1 to 810 and encodes 269 amino acids. The transcript has a single exon. Gene Ontology annotation, molecular function: RNA polymerase II cis-regulatory region sequence-specific DNA binding. NCBI's taxonomy places the organism in Eukaryota, Fungi, Ascomycota, Pichiomycetes, Serinales, Debaryomycetaceae.
AUGAGCAUAGUAGACCAACAAAAACCUAAAAAGGACCCUACUGUCCGUCCAUAUAAAUGUCCACACUGCGAUAAAGCGUUUCAGAGGUUAGAACACCAAACAAGACAUAUCCGGACCCAUACCGGAGAAAAACCCCAUCAGUGUACAUUUCCUGGCUGUUCAAAGAGAUUCAGCAGAUCUGACGAACUAACUCGACAUCUGAGAAUACACACCAACCCCAAUAGCAGGAAAAAUCGGAAAAAGAAGAAAGAAGAAACAACCAAAGCAGUAUCAUCUCCUUCUCCACCGGAGGCGACCCCCAAACUUCCCCAACUUCCCAAAAACCCAUCAACUCACAGUAUAGAUAUUCUUGCUUCUGCUGCUACGGAAGAAUUGCGUAUGAUGGAGUCCAAAUCACUUCCUUCGUUGACAGACUAUUUUGGCAAACCACCUCCAAAAUCUAACUACGACUUUUCCAUGAAAAAACCCACAUUUCAGUUCCACGACACAACAAACUUGCACCACCUUUCCAACCUUGCGUUCAGAAUGACACCCGUGAAAACCCACAUCCAAGAAGAUUCCGACUUGGACUAUGUGAAACACAAAUUGAAAAGAUCACGGCCAAAUAGUCCUGGUCCAUCCACCCUUCCUAGUUCGCCGGUGUUGGGGUUGUCGACCAAUACUACCCCGCUGAUAUCUGCCAGCAAUAGCAGUACCAACCUCUCGUCACUAGGUAUGAUCGCCUCCUUCAAACCUUCAAUGCUACAUUCCCAAUCAAGCGAUGCCUUGCCUUCAAUAAAAAGUUUAAACUUACCUGAAUUUAAUAAAUAG